UUAAAGUUGUUAUAUACCACCGCACCUUCGAAUCGCGUCACUCACUUCGCGCCGUUCACCAACCGAAGGAGAUAUCCGAAAGUGUACAAGAUUCUUUGGACGAGGGGUUCCAAAUCCAGACUUCGAAGGCGAAACUGAUCAUAUCAGAAGGAGAUGAAGACCCUCCUGCUGCUUUCCAUCCUGACGGCUUACGUAGCCUCUGGAUAUGCCAUUACCUGUACAAAAUGCUUCGAGGUAACUUCUCUAGACCCAACCUUCCAACUGCCCGCGGACCCCAGUCUAAUACCUUGUUCGCACCCUGGUGAGAUGGUGUGUGAUGGAAACGUCACUAGCUGUAUGACCACGACAAUAAUAACGCACUUUACUCGUGACGCUGGUCCACUUACGGUGAUGCAGGAGGCUCGCGAAUGCGGACCUCCUUUCGCUGGUUUCCUUCCAUCUGGAGACACCUGCGCGGAUGAAGCCACCACCGCAGCCAUCACAAGUCAAAUUGACCCGACUACGAUGGUUCCACCUGGACUUGGGCUGACGUUUGAGGACUUUGAGGCCAGUAUCUGCAGUUGUGACAGCUCCGACAGAUGUACCCCGCCCUCUGCGGCAACCAUUGGUAACCCACAACCACAAGGAUCUGGUAUUACCUGUACGAUAUGCUCCGAGCUAAUUUCUCGAGACCCAACCUUCCCAAUACCCGUGGACCCGAGUCAAAUACCUUGUUCGAACCCUGGUGAGAUGGUGUGUGAUGAAGGCGUCACUAGCUGUAUGACGACGACGAUGACGAUGCACUUUAGUCGUGACGCUGGUCCACUUACGGUGAUGCAGCAGGCUCGCGAAUGCGGAUUUCCUUUCGCUGGUUUCCUUCCAUCUGGAGACACCUGCGCGGACGAAGCCACUACCGCAGCCAUCACAAGUCAAAUUGACCCGACUACGUUGUUUCCACCUGGACUUGGGCUGACGUUCGAGGACUUUGAGGCCAGUAUCUGCGUCUGUGACAGCUCCGACAGAUGUACCCCGCCCUCUGCGGCAACCAUUGGUAACCCACAACCACAAGGAUCUGCUAUUACCUGUACGAUAUGCUCCGAGCUAAUUUCUCGAGACCCAACCUUCCCAUUGCCCGUGGACCCGAGUCAAAUACCUUGUUCGAACCCUGGUGAGAUGGUAUGUGAUGAAGGCGUCACUAGUUGUAUGACGACGACGAUGAUGAUGCACUUUAGUCGUGACGCUGGUCCACUUACGGUGAUGCAGAUGGCUCGCGAAUGCGCACCUCCUUUCGCUGGUUUCCUUCCAUCCGGAGACACCUGCGCGGGAGAAGCCAUCACCGCAGCCUUCACAAGUCAAAUUGACCCGAAUACGUUGGUUCCACCUGGAUUAGGGCUAUCGUUCGAGGACCUUGAGACCAGUAUCUGCGUCUGUGACAGCUCCGACAGAUGUACCCCGCCCUCUGCGACAACUAAUGGUUACCCACAACCUGAAGCAACAACUAGUGCUGUUGGAGAAGGUCUACCAACACAAGCUCCGCCAUCUGUUGAAGUUCGCCUAUUCGGAAGCGAUGGUACCGAGGGAACCGUUGAGGUUCUUUACAACGGAGAAUGGGGAACUGUCUGUGAUGAUUCGUGGGACGUGGACGAUGCCAGCGUGGUCUGCAGAAUGUUGGGUUUUCCUGGAGCUUCUGGAGCCCCUGGCUCUGCCCUAUUUGGAGCGGGUUCUGGUCGUAUCUGGCUCGAUGAUGUGCUGUGCUCAGGGGACGAAGAAAACCUGGCGGACUGUCAUCACCCGGAAUUUGGAGACAACAACUGUGCUCAUUACGAAGAUGCCGGAGUCAUUUGUCUUACCCAAGAACAAUUAGUGCGUUUGGUAGGUGGAGGCAGCGAUUUGGAGGGAAGGGUAGAGAUUGAACUCGAUGGCGAGUGGGGAACCAUCUGCGAUGACUCAUGGGAUUUGGACGAUGCCACUGUAGUUUGCAGAAUGCUUGGAUUCGAUGGGGCGUCUGACGCUCCUGGCUUCGCCCAAUUUGGAGAAGGUUCGGGUCCUAUUCUUCUGGAUGAUGUCAUGUGCACAGGGGAAGAAGCCACUCUGACUGAUUGUUCACACCCACCUUUUAGACAACACAACUGUGGCCACACUGAAGAUGCAGGAGUCAUAUGUUAUACCAUAGAAACGGCGAUGCCCUCCGUUCGAUUGGUUGGUGGAAGUUCUAUCAACGAGGGGAGAGUUGAAGUCCUGUACAAUGAACAAUGGGGAACUGUCUGUGACGACUACUGGGGUCCAGAGGAUGCCGGCGUUGCCUGCAGGAUGAUGGGGUAUGAUGGGGCAUCCGAGGCACCAGGCUCAGCUCGGUUCGGCCAAGGUUCGGGUCCUAUCUGGCUUGAUGAUGUGAUGUGCUCGGGAAUAGAGACCGACUUAGCUGACUGUCCGCAUCGGCCGUUUGGAACUAACAACUGUGCUCAUUCUGAAGAUGCAGGGGCCGUCUGCUCUUUUUCAGGAACGUCGGCGCCCACUGUUCGUUUGGUUGAUGGCAGCUCUGACAACGAAGGACGAGUUGAAAUUCUGUACGGUGGACAAUGGGGAACUGUUUGUGAUGACUAUUGGGGUCUGGAUGAUGCCGGCGUUGUCUGCAGAAUGCUGGGCUUUGGUGGGGCGUCCGAUGCACCAGGCUCAGCUCGGUUCGGGCAAGGUUCGGGUAGUAUCUGGCUUGAUGAUGUGAUGUGCUCAGGAGAAGAGACCGACUUAGCUGACUGUCCACAUCCGGCGUUUGGAACUCACAACUGUGUCCAUCAUGAAGAUGCAGGAGCCGUCUGCUCUUUAACAGAAACACCGACUCCUGUUCGAUUGGUUGGUGGCAGUUCUAUCAACGAGGGGAGAGUCGAACUCCUGCACGGUGGACGAUGGGGAACUGUCUGUGACGACUAUUGGGGUCUGGAGGAUGCCGGCGUUGUCUGCAGAAUGCUGGGCUACGAUGGGGCAUCCGAGGCACCAGGCUCGGCUCGGUUCGGCCAAGGUUCGGGCAGUAUCUGGCUUGAUGAUGUGAGGUGCUCAGGAGAAGAGACCGACUUAGCUGACUGUCCACAUCUGGCGUUUGGAACUAACAACUGUGGUCAUUCUGAAGAUGCUGGGGCUGUUUGCCUUUUGGCAACUCCUUGGUAACUACUACAAUCCAUCAAGUCUCUGCUUCUUAUCGCUAUGUCUUGUUCUCUGACGAAAAAAAACCUUCUUACUAAGCAUUAAACAAAAUAUUAAUCUUAAUAUAACCAGGCAAAAUCUACCUAUUCCCUUCCCUUUACUUGUAACACUAUUUUCUUCGUUGCCAUACGUUGAAAUUACAGUAUUUUAACGAAAUAUGCCUUGAAUUAAAAUCAACGGUGACACCUGAUACUCCCUUCUUAAACGGAAUUCGUCUGUCAGGUGUAAACACAACAUAUUUGGAUCCUUUACGAAAGCCAAUAUUGCGCCUUUUGGGGGAACAUAACACCAAUUAUGUUAUUGGUAUACACUUCUUCCCUUUUAUGUACAUCAAGUAUUAUUUUAUCCAAAACCCACUGAAAAUUUUACUAGAUACAUGUUCACAAAAGCUAUGUAAUCAGUAUUCAUUCAGGCACGUUUGAUACAUUCUAUUGAACACAGGUGUAGGUAAUCCUUAGAAGAGGGUAAACAAAGAAUCACCUUCAUGACUUUAGCUGGAUUAUUCCAAACGGCACAAAGUGGGAUUUACCUAAGUGUAAAAGAUCUGGGGAUUUUGGGGUUUUCUGAACCAUGUGCUAACUAUGAACUGGUCUAUUCUUAUUGUAUUAGUUAAGUGUUUUUUUGAGCGUAUUUGUACUAAGGUUGUAGAGUAAUCAUGUACUUUUAAGAAUGCUAUCAGUUGCCAGAUGGUCGAUUGUAAGGCACGAAACUUGGAGUACCAUCCAUGUUCCAAUAGUCUGUCUUAUUCAAUAUAUAUUUUACUCUGCCUAGGAAUUCAGCACUGUACGAAAGGAAAGAGCAAACCUAAGUAUAUCUCUUUAUUAUGUAUAUAUUUACGUACUGAUUUUUUUUAAAUCUGUAGUUAUAUAAUUGCAAGGUAGCAUUACCAGUUUAAAAACUGCUUUCACAUUGAACCUAUUGGCCUAGACAACAAUAUGAUUACAUAUUUCAAUUUGGUGUAUGUGUACAUAUACCCAAUAAUGAUUUAAGGUAAACUAAGUAUAAUCCUUCAGCAUUAAUUUCUUCCCCUGGUAAGGAUUUAACGGGCUUGUAUUUUCUUCUCAGUCGUUUUCUAAUUCAUUUAUUAUUCUUGCAUUAACAGUUUUAUGAUUGUAUGUGCUGGUAGAACUCUGUGUAUCAAUUCUAUAAUAUAUAAAGUCAUUGUUAACAAAAAUUGAGCUUAUUAAACUAUCAUUGUAUCGGGACUGAUUUUAUAGCAGGUUUUAUUAUGUAUUA
Molecule: messenger RNA, 4413 nt
Organism: Strongylocentrotus purpuratus (purple sea urchin)
Lineage: Eukaryota; Metazoa; Echinodermata; Echinoidea; Camarodonta; Strongylocentrotidae
Product: deleted in malignant brain tumors 1 protein
Exons: 12
Coding region: 154-3141 (995 amino acids)
Cellular component (GO): membrane
Source: RefSeq, a predicted model, not a curated record